Messenger RNA from Colletes gigas, 2379 nucleotides. It is a transcript of the gene CPT2, whose product is annotated as carnitine O-palmitoyltransferase 2, mitochondrial. Gene Ontology annotation, biological process: fatty acid beta-oxidation. The record is from RefSeq and is a predicted model, not a curated record. Bases 133 to 2130 code for a protein of 665 amino acids. Gene Ontology annotation, molecular function: carnitine O-palmitoyltransferase activity. Gene Ontology annotation, cellular component: mitochondrion. Lineage: Eukaryota; Metazoa; Arthropoda; Insecta; Hymenoptera; Colletidae. The transcript has 7 exons.
UAGUUCAUUAUACUUUCUAUUGAAAUUAACGAUAGUAAUAUAAGUUUGAAAAAUUUUUACUUUUGUACGAUUCAGUGUUGCUCGAAUUAUUGUAUUUUAUGAAAUACUGUAUAAUAAAGAAUAAUAUUUUAUAUGUGCAAUAUGUUCUCUUUACCAGUGAGAAAUAAUUAUUUUAAAAGGGAACUGACUGAUAAUAGAAAAGUGCUGUUAGUUUUUCAAGCGAUAAGAAACACAGCCACGCAAAAGGAUGAAGAGUACCAAUAUAUUAAAAGAAGUAAAACUCCCACAAUGCAUUUCCAACGAUCUCUGCCGCGUUUGCCUAUUCCCAAACUACAGGAUACGUGCAGAAGAUAUCUAAACGCGCAGAUACCUUUAUUAUCCAACGAACAAUUAGAAAAAACUACGUCUUACGUGAAUGAAUUUCUUGAAACGAGCGGUGUUGAUUUACACAAAAAGCUUAUCGAGAAAGACGCUAAGAAUCGUCAGACUAGCUAUAUCAGCGAAUGGUGGUUCGAUAUGUAUUUAAGAGAUCGUAAGCCUUUACCCAUCAAUUACAAUCCAUUCAUAGUUUUUGCGCCAGAGGACAAAGCAAUAUAUAACGCACAGUUAGUGAAAGCUACGAAUCUUAUUGUAUCGUCGUUGAGAUUCAUGAAAUCGUUAAAAGAGGGCAUUCUGCCGCCAGAAGUGUUUCACCUGAAUCCCAAAAAAUCAGAUACUGAUUUAUUUCGUACUGUUACGAGACUACUGCCGUCCCAAAUCAGUUGGUACGGAGCUUACUUAUUCAACGCUUAUCCUUUGGACAUGUCUCAAUAUCAUAACUUGUUUAACACAACGAGGAUACCAAAAGUAGAAAAGGACGAAAUUUAUCAAAAUACAUCUGCUCGGCACAUAAUCGUAAUGAGGAAAGGACAUUUCUACUCUUUCGAUGUGUUGGAUGAGAAUGGCUAUAUUUACGACCCAAAGACAAUAGCAGCUUGUGUGAAAUCUAUAUUAAACGACCAAAGACCAGCCAGUAAAAGCCCUAUCGGAAUACUUACAACUGCGGAACGUAAUCUAUGGGCUAAUACCAGAGCUCGUUUAUCAGAAGUUGGUAACCGAGACCUUCUGCAGAAAAUAGACUCCGCUGCAUUUAUGAUGAUACUGGACGAUGCAUGUAACGGAGAAGAUUACAAUGAAUUAGUUAAGACAUUCCUCCAUGCAGACGGAACAAACAGAUGGUUCGACAAAUCAUUCUCUCUAAUUGUCUCGCAAGACGGGCAUGCUGGAAUAAAUUUUGAACACUCGUGGGGAGACGGAGUAGCCAUUCUACGAUUCUUUAAUGAUAUAAAAGACGAUAUAUCCAAACAACCAAGAUUUCAUCCUAACGAGGCUGAUUACGUUCGAAAAGGAACAGUGGAUGUCGAACGACUCGAAUUUAUCGUAGACGAUAAACUUAAAAAUAUUGUUGAUACGCAAACGAAGAAAUACGAGGAAUGGACGAAACGACUGAGUAUCGAUCAUAUGAUAUUCGAGAAAUUUGGUAAAGGCGAGUGUAAGAACUUUGGCGUAAGUCCUGAUGCGAUUAUGCAAUUGGCUUUCCAGUUAGCUCUGUACUAUCAGGACAAUUGUAUGGUGCCUUCGUACGAAUCUUGUAGCACAGCCGCGUUUAAGCAUGGUCGAACGGAGACUAUUAGGCCCUGUACGAUGGAAACGAAAAUAACGUGCGAAGCUAUGGCUCGGAAAAGUAACAAAUUGUCCAAGUCGGAAUUGAAACGGUUAAUAAUUAAUUGCAGCAACGUUCAUAACACGCUCACCAAAGAAGCUGCUAUGGGCCAAGGAUUCGAUAGACAUUUGUUCGCAUUGAAAAAGAUUUGGGAACAAUCAGAUUCCCCUAAACCAGCUAUUUUUCAGGAUCCAGCGUACAAUGAUAUAAACAAUAAUAUCUUAUCCACUUCCACUCUUUCGAGUCCAGCCGUAAUUGCUGGUGGAUUUGGGCCAGUAGUAAACAAUGGAUAUGGAAUCGGAUACAUGAUUCAAGAUAAGAGACUGGGAUCUGUGGUGACGAGUUAUAACAACCAUUGCAAUUCUAGCGAGUACGUAAAGUGUCUGGAAGAGGCGUUUAAAAAUAUUAAUCAGGUAUUGGCCCAUUGACAAUAACGCUAUCAAAUAUUUGUAAUUGAUAUUCAAUUACUAUUGUAUUCAAGUUCGUUGAACAUACGUUACACAUUUAUAAGAACCUUUAUCACUGUUAAUUACAUAUACAAUCGUGAAUUUUUAUAUAAUGCCGUUUGAAAACCUUUUUUUAUUAUUGUCAAAUGAAUAAAGAACUAUUUUCUUCAUCUUGUGUCGUUAAAUGAAUUCCGCUGAUAAAUAAGAUUAUACGUACUAUAUUUUACACAU